Molecule: messenger RNA, 2909 nt
Organism: Temnothorax curvispinosus
Lineage: Eukaryota; Metazoa; Arthropoda; Insecta; Hymenoptera; Formicidae
Gene: UHRF1
Product: E3 ubiquitin-protein ligase UHRF1-like
Exons: 9
Coding region: 308-2473 (721 amino acids)
Biological process (GO): negative regulation of gene expression via chromosomal CpG island methylation; protein ubiquitination
Molecular function (GO): ubiquitin protein ligase activity; protein binding
Source: RefSeq, a predicted model, not a curated record
UAGACACAAUGGAUUUUACAAAUCGACGAAUGAGAGGAGAGACCUCCCUCCCAUGGUUCCUUAUCAUGGUGGGACAAUCGUUUACCGUGGAUAUUCCCGCCAAAGUUGUCCGGACUCGGGACCGUCGAGGACGUUAGGUAUAGGUGGGCGCAACCGACACACAACGAAUUACGGUGUAACGGUCAACUGAUAUUGAACUGCUUUCUCGAUACCGUUCAUCAGAAUCAGUCGAGACGUCGCUGAGUUGUUAUCACCUUCAUCUUUCAUCCAGCCUGGACAGAAUAACGAAAACUUCACUUCGUUGGACAUGUCGUCUAUCAAAGUGAGGCACGCAUACACGAAGAAAGAAAUUUCGGUGACGUUUUCCAAUCUAAUCACCGUGGAGGAUGUGAAGCAUGAGGUUGAAAAACAGCUGCAUGUUAAAAAGGACUUGCAACGAUUAAUCUAUUGUGGGAAAGAAUUAGAGGAUGGCUAUCACCUUUAUGAUUACAAUGCAUGUUUUGAUCAUGUUAUAUUGCUUAUAGAAAAACCAGCGGUAGAUAAUGUUGAGAAUAAAGUAACUUCUGCCAAUGAAGAAAGUACAAAGAAGGAAAAAAAUUGCGAACAAGAGGAAGACGCGGAAGAAUUGGAAAAGGCUGAGAGUUUGUAUUACAAAAUUGGAGAUGCUGUUGAUUGCAAAGAGGAAAGAACUGGUGCAUGGUUCGAAGCCAUUAUAAAAUAUAUUUAUAAAAAGGGAGAUGAAGUAUUUUAUAAAAUAUUAUGGGAGUCUGAUAAUUCUUAUGACAAUGUAUCUGAAGCGUAUAUACGACCACGCGCGCGACGUUCUGUACCAGUCGACGAAUUGUCUGUUGGUCAAAAAGUCAUGAUUAAUUAUAACACUGAUGAUUAUAAGAUAACAGGGUGGUGGUAUGACUACACGAUAGCCGACAUAAUGAAGAAAAGAGGACGGUAUGAGCUGGUUGGGCAAUUGCAUUACGAGAAUGACAGUGAGCUUUGCAUUCGAAAGACAGUCAGGGAAGAAAUAUACGCGAUAGAAGCACCCAAAUUAUUAACAGAGAGAACUGCAGAAGACGAACGGUUCAUGAUGAGUAACGGCAAAUGCAGACCUGUUCCCGCUAAUUGUGAGGAGUGCAGGGACAAGCCUGACAGGGGAUGUCGAUCGUGCGGCUGUAAUAUUUGUGCAGGCAAAGAAAAUGAGGAGUCGCUUCUAAUUUGCGAUGAAUGCGAAAAUAUGUUUCAUCUACAAUGUCUGACCCCACCGCUCCUGGAAGUGCCGCAGGAAACUUAUUGGUAUUGUCCUGAUUGCAAAAAUGACGAAAAUGAAAUUGUCAAGGUAGGAGACAAACUGAAAGGCAGGAAAAAGAAAUACGGCCGUGGCGGGAUGGCUAAUGUUCGGAGACAAGAAAUUUGCUACAUGGUACCCCACCAUCAUUCCGGACCAAUUCCGGGUGUGGACGUUGGUACGACUUGGAAGUUUAGAAUUCAGGUUUCGGAAGCAGGAGUGCAUAGACCGCCCGUAGGCGGCAUUCAUGGACGAGAGGACGACUGUGCGUAUUCUAUCGUUUUUUCGGGCGGAUAUAAGGAUGAUUACGACAUUGGUGAUGAGUUUGUAUACAGUGGCUCGGGUGGUAGAGAUUUGUCAGGUAACAAAAGAACCAACAAGGAGCAAAGCAAGGACCAGGAGUUAACCAGGAUGAAUUUAGCAUUGGCUAAGAGUUGUGAUGCUCCCGUAAAUGACGAGGAGGGUGCGACAGCCUCUGACUGGAAGAAAGGGAAAGAAAUUCGAGUCGUACGCAAUUAUAAGUUAAAGAGUAAAUAUGCACCGGAAGAAGGUAACAGAUAUGAUGGUAUAUAUAAAGUGGUACGAUACUACCCAGUCCAAGAAUCCGGCUUCCGCGUAUGGAAAUACGUACUAAGGAGAGAUGAUCCUAUUCCUGCACCGUGGACUAAAGAAGGAAAAAAGAGAAUUGCUAGUCUUAAUUUGAAGAUGCUGUAUCCUAAGGGAUAUCUCAAAGACGAGAAAACGAUGAAGACAUUCGAUGAGACCGGAGCUAAGACUGAGAAACGACUUGCUAACGGGGAUGAAGAAAACGACGUGGACAUUAAGAAAUAUAAGAAGAUUAAACAUGGCUAUGAUUUGGAUAAUGAACUGAAAGAUUUAAUAAGAAACGAUAAAAUAAAUACUGAAUUGUGGAAUGAAUGUUUGGCGACUUUGAGUGGUGGAAAACCCGCCUUCUUGAAUAGCGUUUCAGCGAGAUUCAAGUGCGCUUGCUGUCAAGGAAUCCUGUACAAGCCUGUAACGACUCCUUGUGGACAUAACUUCUGCCUAAAAUGCCUGAAACGGGCCUUUGAGUCUAACAUACAUUUCUGCCCUUUGUGCAAACAUAACUUAAGUGAGAUUGACUUUAAGAUCAAUAAUCAUCUGUCAUCUGCAUUACUACUAAUUUAUCCUGGCUACAAGGGCGAACAAUAAUGUCACUUUCGCAGUAACUUACGAGUCGUUGAUUUUCUAUGCUCGAAUUUAUUAAACUUUUUUAACAUUAAUUUAUUAUCAGUUUUAAAAGAUGUUUUUUUUUUUUUUUGACACAACUGUAUUGUGUAAUGUAUACAGUUGUAUAAUUUAAAGUUGAAACUUAAAAGCAUGUCACAUAUAAAAUAAAAUAGAAUACUUUAUGUUAUGUAAAUUAAAGCGAAAUCGAAAUCGCAGUAACUUACGAGUUGUUGAUUUUCUAUGCUCGAAUUUAUUAAACUUUUUUAACAUUAAAUUAUUCAGUUAUAAAAAAUGUUUGGUUUUUUUUUUCUUUUUUUUGCAACUGUAUUGUGUACUGUAUACAGUUGUAUAAUUUAAAGUUGAAAUUUAAAAGCAUGCCACAUAUAAAAUAAAAUAGAAUACUUUGUUAUGUAAAUUA